Daucus carota subsp. sativus is the source of this 2946-nucleotide messenger RNA. RefSeq lists its product as uncharacterized. The record is from RefSeq and is a predicted model, not a curated record. The coding region runs from base 263 to 2803 and encodes 846 amino acids. Lineage: Eukaryota; Viridiplantae; Streptophyta; Magnoliopsida; Apiales; Apiaceae. The transcript has 6 exons.
CGAACACAGUUUCUUCAGCACAUCGUACUCAAGCAGUGCAAACAUCCGACAGUGUAGUGUGUGUCUAAACUCUAAACAAAGACGAGAUGACAACAAUUGAAGAAAUAGAUUAAAUGCGUUGCAAACCCUAGCUAACGGCAGAAUUGACAUUUGGCAAGUCAGUUUUCAGAGUUUUAGAACUGACGAAGAUGAUAAAUAAAGGAGUUUUUGGGUAAGCCGCACCUAGAUCAAUCAACAGCUUGUUGCAAAUUUACAAGUGAAGAUGUGGCAUGAUAAAGAACAAAAUUGCCGUUCAUCUGAUCUGAAAGCUUCUCCUAAGAAGAGUUUUGGAGAUUAUGACUGCAGUAAGGUACUUUCACCGUCAGGAAAUCAUCUAGAUAGUUUUAACGGGUUCUCAGGGAAAAGGAAAGCAGCAGCUAUUGAUCUUACUCACAAAUCAAAUAUUAAAGAAUUUAGGUCACCUGUAAGAGUAAAUGAGCAAGAAAGUAAAAAUGGUGUACAUGCUAAAAAAUCAUUUGGAGAACAGGAAACUUCCAACCCGCAGUUCAAAAAUUAUGAUAAUUAUUAUGGGACUGGGUUCAUAAAAGAUUGGCCAAUUAGUGAUGCAGACUCUCAGAGGAACCCAACUGAUAAAUCAAAUGAUGCUUCUUCAAGUGUGCCAGAUGAUUCUCUAUGUCACAAGGAGGGCCCUUCUUCAACUAUGAUGCCUGUGGGGAAAAGCUUUAUGCUCAUAACUCAGCAAGCGAGGGAAUGCCAAAAUGAGGUACCUGUUUGUCGCGCUAUGUUAGGGUUUCAGUCUGGCAAGGCUUACAAAAGCGAUGAACAGAACCAUGUCAGAUCACCACAGAAAGCAGGAUCACCAGAGAUGAGAAUCUCCAAGAAUACCUCAGUGGAUGACAUGUCAAGGAAUGGUAGUAGGCAUGAUAAAUUGGUUGAGAAUUGCCAGAAAAUUCUUCAGCAUGAAGGUCCUUCUAUAGCAGAUGAGAGUAUUAAAUUAUCUUCAGGAGAACCAUUGAUUACAUUUACUGACAAGUUGUGGGAUGGGCGGGUUCAGCUAAGUUCUUCUGUGACUGUGUCUGCAGUUGCCUUUUUUAAAAGUGGUGAGAAGUUACCUGACACAACCUGGUCUGGAUUCAUUGAAGUUAAAGGGAAAGUAAGAUUAGAGGCUUUUGAAAAAUAUGUUCAAGAUCUUCCUCGCUCACGCAACCGCGGCUUGAUGGUUAUAUCACUUUGUUGGCAAGAGGGAUCUCCUGAAACUGAUAUUGCGGGCAUGAAAGAGGUUUCAAAUGGAUACAAAAAGGGGUCAAAAGUAGGAUAUGCUCAGUUAUCAGCAGGCACAGACAUUUACAUAUGCCCUCAUAGUUCUACCAUUAUUACUAUUCUUUCCAAAUAUGGUUUCUUCAAGGGCGUGUCAGCUACUGAAGACAAGCAGGAGCCCUUGAUUGGUUGCGUGGUAUGGCGAAAAAGCCAGGUUUGUUUGAAUCCUGUCAGUAAAACUUCAGAGAGCAGGUGCAAGUCCUCUUCAGUGCAACCUAUUGCCUCUGUUUCUGGAACUUUGUCUAAUCAAGUUGCUGGAAAGAAAUCUAAUCCCACACAACCCGGUCAACAAACUAAGUCAACUCAACAUGUGACAGCAGUGUCUACUUUAAGUCUUGAGCAUGCUGGCGGAAUUGGUAAUGAAAUUAAGAAGAUAGAAAGUAACGAUCAUUCUGAAAUAAAAAGAUCUUCCCCUGCUGAUAUCCCAGCAACUCCAAUCAACGUCCCAGUCACUCGUGUAGCUCAAAAAACGUCGGUACCUUUCCUUGGACCUGGUCAGGCUUCUACUGGGGCCCUAUCCGAAGUUAAAGGAUCUCUCAGUGCUAUUUCUGGAGUAGAGCAUUCUAAAGUGAACUGGCAAGAAAAGAAUUCCUUGGUGUCUGUUCAGUAUAAUGCGAAGAAAUCAUGUUCACCUACUUUUGACGAAGACGAUCUUCCUGAAUAUGACUUUGGAAUUGCGCGUGGGAUUUCUUCCACCGCACUCAGUAGAGGUGUAGGUGCUUCUAUGCUUGAUAUGAAGCUUCUAGCUAUGGGAAAUUUAAAAGAGACUGGUUUAGUGGCAACAAGCAUGGCGGCUGUGCAUACAAUAUCAGCUCCUAGCCAAAGUUCAGAUAAUAUUACUUAUCCCACAUAUCAUUCCGCUCCCUACCAAGAAAAGGCUUCGCCAGGAGUUUGUGAACGUGUUUCUGAGCGCUCUCGUAAUCACAACUGGGAAGAACAAUGUAGUGCCCAAGGCAAAGCUACAGCGGUGCCUCCUACAGCUGCAUUCAUCUCUCCAGAGGUUUCUUGUACUUCGUUAACCAAGAACAAAUUUCUGUAUGAUGACGAUGACGACGAUAUGCCGGAGUGGUGCCCUCCAGAGCCAUACAAGCAAACAAUGGGAGAAGCAAACAGGCUGUCAAUGCCUGUUCCCCAAAAACUUCACAACUCAUCCUUCACAAAUACAUCUUCUGUCAUUCCGCAACCUGUUAUCCUUCCUCCACCCCCACCGCGACCCGCUAUCCUUCCUCCACCCCCUCCGAGACCCACUAUCCUUCCUCCACCCCCUCCGCGACCUCCUGUACAUUCACAAUUUUCCUACCAACAACUGCAUCCAGCUGUCCAAGUUCCAAACGCUUCUUCUUUGCCAACGCCCGUGCCUAUACAAAGCAGUCCAAGCAUUUUAUCCGGUUUCAACGCGGAUUCAGCUUUAAGACCGCAAUCCAGUUCAGACAUAAGACCUCGGUAUCAAUUUUCUGGUAGAGGUGAUUGGAAGCCUCGGCACUAAAAAGAGUCGAGGAACUAGCUGUUCGUUACUCAGUUUUUCUCCUUGUAUGUUGUAUCUUAAAGUCACUUAGGAGAAUUGCUUUCUGUCAAAAGUUUUAAGCUGUAAAUUUGUAUUUGUAUUUGCAGUUGGAUCUCCUUGCCGUA